Orbicella faveolata is the source of this 1677-nucleotide messenger RNA. Its product is annotated as sec1 family domain-containing protein 1-like. Gene Ontology annotation, biological process: vesicle-mediated transport. The record is from RefSeq and is a predicted model, not a curated record. Lineage: Eukaryota; Metazoa; Cnidaria; Anthozoa; Scleractinia; Merulinidae.
ACUGAUGGCUGAUAGUACAGCUAAACUAACAUCAGCUGUCAGUUCACUUCCUGAGUUGCUUGAAAAGAAGAGGCUGAUCGAUAUGCACACCACAAUUGCCACAGCACUUUUGGAUCACAUUAAGUCAGGAAAGCUCGAUGUAUACUUUGAGACUGAAGAGAAGAUCAUGAGCAAAGCCACAUUGGACAAAUCAAUCUUGGAAAUUAUUCAAGAUCCAGAAGCCGGUACUCCUCAAGACAAGCUGCGAUUAUUUAUAAUUUACUUCAUAUCUGGACCAACCAUGUCGCCGGCGGAGCUUGAUCAAUAUUCAUCUGCUUUACUAGAUGCAGGAGCUGAUCUCGCGCCAUUAGAAUACAUCAAGAAAUGGAGAGCGUUUACCAAGAUCACUGUGGGACCUCUUCAGUCUGGAGGGGGAGGACAAAACACAUACAGCGCCAUGUUUUCGAGGUUUAUGAAUACCGGAUCACAGUUUGUCAUGGAGGGAGUCAAGAAUCUUGUCGUUGGAAACAAGAAUUUACCCGUCACACGUAUUGUGGACGCCUUGAUGGACAACAAGUCAAAUCCGGAAAUUGAAGAUUACAGAUAUUUUGACCCAAAGAUGCUACGCGUUACAGAUAGUUUGUCUAUUCCUCGAAAUAAAACUCCAUUCAGCGAGGCGAUAGUGUUUAUAGUUGGAGGCGGAAAUUACAUUGAAUAUCAAAACCUGAUGGAUUACAGUCAGAGGCAUUCUGGUGCAAAGAAACUGCUGUAUGGAGCUAGUGAAGUGAUGAACGCUGCACAGUUACUUAAACAGUUGUCACAUCUUGGCCAAGAAGCAGUUUAACAAGUGAAAAAUUUGCGUCGAAACUAUUUUCAAAACUCGUCGGAUAUUCCUUCUCGUUGUAAUCUGUAGACGAAACCUUUCAUCUUCAUGGACAAAAGAAAGGAUAUUAUGAACUUAACUUUAUCAACGAUGGGAAGGGAUCGACUAUUCUAUCUCCAUGGUAACAUUUUCAGUCGUGAGAACACUGGUUGCUGUUGAAGCCAAUUGAGCACUGUCAAUCAAACAUUUCAUUUGUGGAAAACUGAUGUGUGACCUAGUGCUUCGUCACGCAAUUUUUUAGCAUGGAAUUUCUUGUUACGAAAUCGUUCCUCCUCGAUUUGUGAAUGAACGUCUGCAAUACGAAGAUACUAGUUUGGGUUCAUGGACGGAAAGACGAUUGUAAUUCUGGAUACAAAGCUUGCCGAAGUCGUCUGUAGAUAAUGAAAUAGUUUUAUUGAUGAGUAGUUUUAGAUGUAUUUGCCUCCUGCCGAACGCUUACCUCGAAUGUAAAGUAAGAAUAGAAUCGAUUUUAAAAUGUUUAAACGAUAUCUCACUUCAAAGAAGUGACUAUUUAUAUAUCUACCAUCUGAUUAAUUAAAGUUUGAAAUUACGAUUAGCGUCAACAGAUUGACAUUUAUGCGAGUGGCUGCACGCGAUCGCUUUUGGCCGUUCGAAAUUUAAAAUUAGCCUUUAACACCUCUCCUGUAGCAUAACGUUAUUUCCAAAAAUGUCAACCUUUCUCUAACUCGGGUGUCGUUACCCCUCAUGGUGUGCAUAUCCUGGUAGAUCUCUUUAAUGCUGCUGCUUUCUUUUAUCGUUAGAAGUCGAUGACAAAGAAUAAUAAAAAAAAAUCAUGAAUCUGUUCUUGCUUAUAA